Erigeron canadensis is the source of this 813-nucleotide messenger RNA. Its product is annotated as dCTP pyrophosphatase 1-like. Gene Ontology annotation, biological process: nucleoside triphosphate catabolic process. NCBI's taxonomy places the organism in Eukaryota, Viridiplantae, Streptophyta, Magnoliopsida, Asterales, Asteraceae. Gene Ontology annotation, molecular function: nucleoside triphosphate diphosphatase activity. The transcript has 2 exons. The coding region runs from base 346 to 786 and encodes 146 amino acids. The record is from RefSeq and is a predicted model, not a curated record.
AAUUCUUCAAGGAGCAAAUAUCCAACCCGAAUGUCAUUAACUGUUAGAUAUUCUAUGAUAACAUUACAAACAUGUAUUAGCGUAACAUAUUCUUGUGUUCUCUAAUAAAAUGAGAACCUUAAGCCAUUUUCUUAAUAGAAGACAAGAGGAAUAAUGGAGGGAGGAAUCUUAGACUUUGAACAAAAAAAAUAAAGAAUGUUUUAGCCAAUCAAACACCACAAUUCCCACUUUCUUCAUAAUUACGAGUAAUAAAUAUCAUCUACAACCAACACCAUUAGUUGCAAAAAUAUUCUCACAAUGAAUAAACAAUAACUUGGUAAAUAUCCAUCUUUUUCCAUGCUAUAAAUGCAUGAACAUUCUCUUGUUGAAAGACACAAACAAAGAGGGAUGGAUGCAUUUAGAAAAGUAGAAGAAGAUGACGAUAGGGACAUUAGCUUGAAAGAUUUGUCUAAGAAGCUACAAGAUUUUGCAAAGGCUAGGGAUUGGGAAAAGUAUCAUACUCCGAGGAAUUUACUCCUUGCCAUGAUUGGUGAAGUAGGGGAAUUAUCAGAGAUAUUUCAGUGGAAAGGAGAGGUGGAAAAAGGAUUAGAAAAUUGGGAAGAAUCAGAGAAAGAACAUUUGGGAGAAGAACUAUCAGAUGUACUUUUGUACCUUAUUAGAUUAGCUGAUAUAUGUGGCAUUGAUCUUACCAAUGCUGCUCUUAACAAAAUCCUUAAAAAUUCCAUUAAAUAUCCACCUCCUGACCCGCUUUUCAUCACUAAAGGGGAACAAUCAUCAAAUUCAUAAUCAAAUUGACCUCAUUUCUUGUUUUCA